AUGCCCACCUCACUUCAAAAGACGCGCAAGCACAUUGCCAAGAAGAGGAAUGGAGAAGUCAACGCCCUGCACGAGAAGUCUCGGGACUCGAUGCGAUUGCACAAGGCCAGCAUGAGAGACCUGCGGCUCCAGAAGCUCAGCAGUGCCAGGAACAAGCGGGAGCAGCCCAUCGUCGAUCGAGUUGCUCAUUUCCAGGAGGGCUUGAAGGAGAGCGUCAGCAAGCCUCUUGAUAUCGCGGCCGUCCAGGAGCUCAUUCAUGCAUUCGUUCACCAAUACGAUGACGAGUACGACGAACUCAGGAAGGCUCGGCGGCCUGGGCGGCCCGGUAGCACCCGGGAGGACCUUCUCAAGUUGAAGAUUGCCGCGCUCGAGACGGAGUACAAGAACGGCUUCCUCAUACCAGACGUCAUGCAGCAAGACAGUGCCAAGCUGAUUGAGGAUUGGGAAGGGACAUGGGCCAAUCUCACGACCAUGCCGUGGAUCAAGGUCUCCAGUUCGGGACAAGCCCGUCCUGCCGAUUUUCCAUCCAAAGGGAUCAACUAG
This is a messenger RNA of Drechmeria coniospora, 543 nucleotides long. RefSeq lists its product as uncharacterized. The coding region runs from base 1 to 543 and encodes 180 amino acids. The record is from RefSeq and is a predicted model, not a curated record. The transcript has 4 exons. Lineage: Eukaryota; Fungi; Ascomycota; Sordariomycetes; Hypocreales; Ophiocordycipitaceae. Gene Ontology annotation, cellular component: nucleus.